UUAGAGAACAUAAGAUAAGAAAAUAUCAUAUCCAACUUAAAAUUUUAAGGUGUUAAGUUAAUGAGUCUCUCAUCUUAUAAAUUCCUCACUCUUCUUUAUUUUCUUUUCUUUGAUGUGGGACUAAUUUCAAUACUCCUCACACUUGUAACACUAACACUUAUGCCUUAGAUGAAUUAGCUCUUAUCCUCACGAAUUCUGCUGAAUUUCUUGUGGGGGUUACUUAAGUUUCAGUUUUUAUUUCACAGCUUGCAGGCAAUUCAGUGUUUCAACUUCCAAAUAUCAAUGGCUCUUCAGCUUCAUGUUCCUCUUUGUGCUGGGCUCUUGAAGUCAAGGUCAAGGGUAUGCUCACUGCCACAGCGAAAAGUGAGUACCUUUGCUACUUUUUCGCAACCCCGAAGCGAUUCAGUGAACUGGGUUGAAGCUACAAACACUUUCUUCCUCCAAGACAAACGACCCAUCAUGUUGUUUGACGGUGUCUGCAACUUGUGUAAUGGUGGUGUCAAGUUCGUUCGUGAUAACGAUCGAAAUAAAACAAUCAGAUAUGAAGCUCUUCAAAGUGAAGCUGGUAAAAUGUUACUUAGGAGAUCAGGAAGGGCUCCUGAUGACAUCUCAAGUGUUGUUCUUGUUGAAAAAGAUAGAUCAUACAUCAAGUCAGAAGCUGUAUUGAAGAUAAUGGAGUACAUAGACUUGCCCUUUCCUCAGCUUGCUGCACUUCUUAAAUUAGUGCCUCUGUUUGUGAGGGAUUUUGUUUAUGACAAUGUUGCAGACAAUCGUUACAAUGUUUUUGGUCGUUCAGAAUCAUGCGAAAUAUAGCACUGUCUUGCAUUAAUAUAUACUGGCAAUAAUAUGCUAUGUUUAGAAAAAUAGAGUUCUUUGUUGUUAAUAUCAUUAUAGUACUAUUAGUAGUAGAAUAUUCUCAAUUGAAGCACCAAAGUUUCCUCAAA
Messenger RNA from Arachis duranensis, 944 nucleotides. Its product is annotated as DCC family protein At1g52590, chloroplastic. NCBI's taxonomy places the organism in Eukaryota, Viridiplantae, Streptophyta, Magnoliopsida, Fabales, Fabaceae. Bases 283 to 813 code for a protein of 176 amino acids. Gene Ontology annotation, molecular function: protein-disulfide reductase activity. The record is from RefSeq and is a predicted model, not a curated record. The transcript has 5 exons.